Blepharisma stoltei is the source of this 1908-nucleotide messenger RNA. NCBI's taxonomy places the organism in Eukaryota, Ciliophora, Heterotrichea, Heterotrichida, Blepharismidae. The record is from the annotation of a GenBank genome assembly.
AUGAGUAAACAAGGAACCUUGCAGUCAUUAAUAGAUGAAGCGACAAGCGAAACCUUAUUAAGGCCAGACUUACAGCUAAAUGUCUCUGUGACUGAUAGAGUAAACUCACGUCCUGAUAUGUAAUGUGUUAUAUAGGCCAAAAGAAGCAAUUAAGCACAUUAAAAGGAGAUUACUUACUCCAUCAUCUCCAUAAGCGAAGAAAACCAUUAGUAAAUCUCAUUUUUUGAUAAAAAAAGCUCCCUCCAUAAAAAAUUUUGAUAUGAGGUGAUAAUUAGCAUAAUAUAAUCUUUAACUAAUUCUGUUCAAAUAAAAUUAACUUUUUCUUUACAUUAUUUUAAAAUUGGGAUUUUCUAAAUUUCAAAAAAAACCUCUGUGAGAAAACAAAAAAAUUUGUUCGCUAAUUGAGGGGAAGUUAGUAGAAAUGCAAAAGUUUUAAUGCUCACACUUGAGCUUUUGGAAUUCAUGGUCAACAACUCAUCGCUUCCUUUUCAUACUCAAGUCGGCAGCAAAGACUUUUUGAACACUUUUGCAGUGAUGAUAAAAAAUAAAGAUUCAGAUCCACAAGUCAAAGAAAAAUUGAAAAAUUUAGUGAAUGCGUGGGCGUUAAAAUUUAGAGACUGCCAAGACAUCUUGCCUGGGUUCAUGCAGCUCUAUGCAUCUUUAAAAGCCGGAGGGGUUCAAUUCCAGAAUGACAUUCCUGAAGAAAGCCCAUCAGUUUCUACUGGUCCGAUGAUAUCGGCUCCUACAUCUAUCAAACCGCAAGGCCAGGCUUUGUAUUUUCAGCAAAAGCAGCCUCAGUCUCAACCUCAGUCUCAGCCUCAGCCACAUUCUUCAGCACCAUCAUCUUCUUCAUCAAGAAAUCUUCCACAAAGUAAGGUAGAAAAACUCAAAAAAGACCUCGAAAUCGUAAAAGAAAACACCACAAUUGUAAAUGAAAUGAUUGAUGCUGCCAGCCCUCAUGAAAAUGUAGCAAAAAAUGACACCUUAACUGAAUUAGUCGCUACUUUGCGUGCCAUGAAUUCUAAAUUGAUUAAGCUGAUAACGAAUUUAGAAGACGAAGAAAUGACUGCAUAUUGCAUUGGGAUUAAAGAUGACGUUGAUAACGCACUAAAAAGAUACGAAGACUUAAAAAGUGGGAAAAGACCAGCACCAGUGGUUGCAAAACAAAGCCAGGAUCUGCUUGGAGAAGAUUUAUUUCAGCCUCAGAACGAAGGAUUGCUCGGAUAUCAAGCGAUGGGCUCAGAGUCUUUGUUACAAGAAAAUAGUCAGUCUCAGCUUUCUGGAGAUCUUUUUAGCUCUCCUCAGCCGGCUAUGAAGGCUGAUUUCUUUGUAUCUUCUCAGCCUAUAUUUCCUCAACAGAAAGCAGAUUUGUUUGGAGAGCCCAUCAAUAUUCCUCCUCCUAUAAAUCAGCCAGCUACUAUUCCAUCAGGUGCAUUUGAUUUGUCUAACCAGCUAUUUUUUAACCAAAAUCCAAGUAUUUCUACUCCUCCACAACCAGCUACUUCAAUUCCACCGCAACCAAAUGCAUUUUAUAAUGUUUCUCAGCCAAGUCCAUAUAUAACUUCUCCGCCUCAGCCAUUGCCUUAUGUUCCUAAUAUAUCUCAGCCAAUACUAUCAGCUCCUAAUCCAAUGCAGCCUUCUGCAUCUUCUUUAAUCGACCCAUUUGCGUCGUUAAAUUUCACUCCUUCACAACCAAGCUUUAAUGCUCCUGCUUAUAAUACUCAACCAAAGCCACAGACUGGGAUGAAUUAUAAUGCUCCGCAGCCAACCACGAUGAUUUCUUCUACUAACCCUAGCCAAAAUUCCCAAAUAAAGCAUAAUCUUCCAUCAGCCUAUGGACAGACUCAAGAAUUCAAUGAAAAACCAAAAAGUGCAUUUGAUGAUUUGGUUGAUUUCUCUAAGCUUUAA